This is a messenger RNA of Tarenaya hassleriana, 662 nucleotides long. Its product is annotated as 14 kDa proline-rich protein DC2.15. The coding region runs from base 80 to 508 and encodes 142 amino acids. The record is from RefSeq and is a predicted model, not a curated record. The transcript has a single exon. Lineage: Eukaryota; Viridiplantae; Streptophyta; Magnoliopsida; Brassicales; Cleomaceae.
CCUGUUUCCUUCAUCAUCACACUCCCUCCCUUCUGCACCUAAACUGUAAAAGCAUCAUUUCCCACCACCAUUUGAAGAUAUGACUCCUAAGAUUCUCAAAUCAGCCCUUCUUCUUCUCACCCUUAACCUUCUGUUCUUCACAUUGGUAACCUCCACCACUAACUGCCCUCCAAAGACCCCUAAAGUCCCGAAAACACCAAAGAGCCCAAAGAAGGCUCCUCCCCCAAUUCCGACUUGCCCGAGCGAUACCCUUAAGCUCGGGGUGUGCGCUGAUGUGUUGAAUGGCUUGGUUAACCUUGUCAUAGGGGCCCCACCAAAGACACCAUGCUGUACUCUUCUCGAGGGUCUGGCAGAUGUUGAAGCGGCUGUUUGUCUAUGCACUGCCCUUAAGGCCAAUGUCUUGGGGAUUAACCUUAAUGUUCCAGUAGAUCUCAGCUUGCUCUUGAACUACUGCGGAAAGGCUUCACCUGAAAACUCUCUCUCUCUUGUUUGGAUUUGGUUUAUGUGAAGCAUUCAUCUCUGGUUAUAUUUUGUUUGUUAGAUUCUGUGAUUGUUUCCCUGAGAAAGGCAGUCUCAGCAUUUCUCUGUAUUGAUGUGUUUAUUAUAGUCUGUAUUUGUUUUGAACUUUUUUUAAUGUUUCUCAUUCUCCGUUUAUUUUUUCA